AUGGCACACGUCAUUGCCCUCCACCUAGCGCAAGGAAGCCUUUUCCAGUGUAUCCAAGCCUCAAAAUCAUGGCACGCCGCCUUCAUACCCCACCUCUGGAGAACCUUUACCGAAGAUGGUAGACAGACGACCUCCUGGGGUGCUCUAGUCGCCGCGAUCCAUACCCGCCGACGCCAUCCAGAGGGCCUCGAGUGGUUCAAGGAUGUGUAUCGUCGUCAUGCGAAAUAUAUCCGACACCUCACCUUCCACAUGCCCACCAUUCUCGACGCCUGCCUCGAGGACGCCUUUGAGCCGCUCUCACCACCUCUCGCGGAAGACAGUCGGACUGGACCCUCAGGAGCAGGAGCAAGAAUAGGAGCAGAAGCGGUGGCGGUACCCAUAGCCACUAUCGCCGGUCGAUCGUUGAUCACCAACCUAGAGUCCCUUACGAUCAACGUCUCUCCACAAAAUCUGGAGAUGUACUUCCCCGAAUUGUUCUCGAGAAUGCAGUCAAGAGUCUUCAGCUUUGGCGGUGGUGCCUUUGGCGGGGGCGGAUUUGGUGCUGCAGCUGCCAACAACAAUAUCACCACUACCUACGAUAACACCACCACUACCAACCCCAUUGGAGUUAUGCCAGAAGUGACAGGAGCAGGAACAGCCGACCCUGAGAGACCCUUUAUCGAGGCCUGUCUGAGACUGAUUCUCAACAACCCGGGGCUACAAACAUUGUAUUGCGUCAACAACUCAAGAGUGUUUCGUGGAUUGCAAGAAAUAGUGCAGUCAGCAGCAGGCGGUGAGGAUGGUGGUACCGGUCGAAACAGUUGUAGUGGUAGUGGUAGCGCUUUGAGAUCACUCAAGAUCCUUACAAUCAUGAGCGAGGACGGGCUGAUCCCCGUGUUGCCACCCAGCGUCACUAAUCUCACGUUGAUCCGAAACUUUGGCAUGUGGCUCGAUUCCAAACCAGGAGUUCCCGGUCCAGUCCACGAGGGGCUGGAGGUCUUGGAGACUUCUGCUGAAUCCGCCGCUCACAUUGUAGCGCUCCUGAACCAGGCACCCUCCCUCAAAACCCUGUCCAUCAAAGGCUUCGGUUCCCGCGGCUAUGGGUUUGGAGGUUCCCAAGAAGCACAUGCUCCAGUUUCUAACGGAUUCGCGUGGCCACUAGCAUCCCAGAUCACUGUCCUGAAAUGUUGGCAGUCGCGUGGAGGUUCCUUUGUGAACGUGCCUGCUUUUGAGCGUUUUUUUAGGUGUUUCCCGAUGCUUGUCGAGUACCAUGAUGACAUCUGGCUCCCCGCUGUGGGCGCCCAAUUGGCUGAGCAUUGCCCGUUCCUGGAGGUCAUAUCUGUUCCUCAAAAGCCCAACCCCAACAACAGAUAUCCGCUGCGUCGUUUGGGAGUUCCUGUUCCGGACAGUGUCUCGUUAUUGUUAUCGUCUCUCUCACGGCUUCGCGUCCUGGAUCUUUCGCGUGAGAAUAUCAAGGCGAAAAAGAUUCUGGAGACACCUUGGGUUUGUUUAGAUCUCGAGGAGUUUUGCUGUCAGAUUGUUGAAGUUCCCUAUUUGACCGAGGAGGAAGAGCGGCAAGUACAGGAGAUCCGACAGCGAGAGGAGGCAGGAGCGAUAGGAUCUGUUCAUCAACACAGGGCUGACAAGGAGGAAGAGCUCAUGGGUCUCUAUCAGAGGUGCGUCUAUACAAGAAAGCACAUCAUGGCCCAGCUCUCAAAGUUGACCUCACUGAAGCACCUGUCUCUCAGUCCGGACCUCAAGAUUGGAAACGAGCUCUUCGAGUUCCGCCACGGUGCUACGCGAUGCUACAAAUCGGAGCGAGAUGGGCGCAUCUACAUCCGGUACAAUGAUGUACUACCUGACACCCUCCACCUACGCCUCGACACAGGACUCGACCAGCUUUCGUCUCUGGAAAAACUUGAGUACCUAGGGUUCGAGUCUAUGGAUCACCGAAUGGAUACCGCGGAGGUUGAGUGGAUGGCGAAGCAGUUCCCAAGACUGAAAGAUAUGCGCGGUUUGGUGACAGAGGGCCAUGUUGGUAUAGAACCCGACCUCAAGAACGACGCCCUUGUUGCGCUGAUGCGUCGACUUCGCCCAGAAGUUGCACAGCGACAGAGUUUUGGUGGGUAUGGCGCAGGAUCACAAACUGGCGGUGGGCUGUUUGGCGGCUUUGGCCAGCCUGUAGGCGCUGUUGAGUCCAGGUCUUGA
Messenger RNA from Linnemannia hyalina, 2187 nucleotides. NCBI's taxonomy places the organism in Eukaryota, Fungi, Mortierellomycota, Mortierellomycetes, Mortierellales, Mortierellaceae. The record is from the annotation of a GenBank genome assembly.